Messenger RNA from Colletes gigas, 2562 nucleotides. RefSeq names its product homeobox protein dve-1 (gene dve). NCBI's taxonomy places the organism in Eukaryota, Metazoa, Arthropoda, Insecta, Hymenoptera, Colletidae. Gene Ontology annotation, molecular function: RNA polymerase II cis-regulatory region sequence-specific DNA binding; DNA-binding transcription factor activity, RNA polymerase II-specific. The coding region runs from base 518 to 2419 and encodes 633 amino acids. The transcript is spliced from 7 exons. Gene Ontology annotation, biological process: chromatin remodeling; regulation of transcription by RNA polymerase II. The record is from RefSeq and is a predicted model, not a curated record.
CGGACGCUCCAAGAAACGAUUUAGCACGGUUUAGCGCGGAAUCGGGUUCCACGUGAGUGCCGGUUUCGAUCGGCUUUCGAGUACGCGUCGACACGUGUACGCGUCCCUUCGAAUCCGCUCGGUAUUGAUAUUAUUCCACAGAUGUCGAAUCGAUUGCGAUCGGUCGGUUUCGAGGAGUCGAUUUUCAAACGCGUGAACAGAUUCGAUUGGUCGCGCUCGCAACGCGAGACUCGAGGCGCAUGUCCUGCAUGAUAUUAGCGAAUUAAUUUGUAACGUCGUAGCGGAUAGGGGGCAAAGUAUGAAUCUAUGCGUGAAAGUAUGGCUGUGACAUCGGGACGUAUUUGUGUAGCGAAUUGAAGAACUUCGCCGGAUGAAUGACGCGUAGGAACUGAUAAAAUAAAAAAAAAGUCGGUGAGAAUCGUCGAAGCAAUAGGUGACAGUGUGAAGUUAAAAAAGAAAAGAAAUGGCGGUGACUUCCGAGUCCCGGGACAAUUAUUGAGAGACUCUCUACGAGGGAAUGGAUUUUCAGAGCGCUAUGGACACGUUUGUAGAGGCAUGGAUGGCUGCUAACACGAAAACGGAUCAAGUACAGAGCCAAGCUUUGGCAUUGACGCACAAGGCCUCUCCACCUUCGAGGCCUAGCAGCGUGUCCUCGUUACCGAGGAGCCCCCAGUCGCAUCAAUCCCAACAGUCCCAGCCGCAGAAUACUGUUCAGCAUCCGUCGGUGCAUCCUCAUCAAUCCCAGACGACUCUGAGCGCGCCCCACACGCCAUUUUCCGCGCACAAUCAGCACCCGAAACAAGAAGCGAACACCAGCCCCAAGCAGGAAGGAUUCGAUCUCAGCAAGUCCGCCUCCAGCACGGGAAAGAAUCUACCUGUGCAUUGUGUAGUCGAAACGAUUCACAACAUCGUAGAGAGUCAUGUGAGCAACUCCCGUGAGAAUUGGCGGAGACCUCAAGUAGAAACGGAUUCGUACGUUAUCAUCCCCGUGGCCAUGCCUUUCCAAGAUUUAGUGGGCGAGGCGUUGGUGCGUCUUGGUUAUUCGAGCGACCUGAUACCAAGCGCCAGAGGAAGCAUCGUGAUACGAAACUGGAAGCCCUUGCCGAUGGAGAAGGUCGCGGAAGGGCCUCUGUUAACAGUGGGCGACAUUUUGGCCGAACUGACGUCGGUUGCGACUUUGAAGAUCGAGGUGUACAGAUCGAGACCGCCUCCGCCUAGUCCGGCAGCCGAAGUUAGAAACAAAUUGUUAAGACUGCUACUACUGCACAGUCACGCGCUUCUAGUAUCAGCUGGUUGCCCCCUAGACGAGAUGACAUUGUUAUCUCUAUGUAGAGGUGGAAACGAGUUGUCGGAGGAGACCAAGCGUAACUUCGAGUCGUGGCUGCAGCAGCAACAGUUGGGUUUGGGCCUGAACCCGAUCGUGCCUUCCUCGAAUCACCACCAUCAUCAUCACACGCAGAGUCCUCAGCCGGAGGGGGGUAGCACGAUCGGGCCUGCAGGCAGCGCCAUUGGCCCCCCGCAUCCGGCGUUGCUCCAAUACUCGCAUAAAACUAGGAUGAGGACAAGUUUCGAUCCCGAACUGGAGCUACCGCGUCUUCAACGGUGGUUCGGGGAGAAUCAACACCCGUCGCGGCAACAGAUACAACACUACGUUUCGGAAUUGAACGCGUUGGAGUCCCGCCGUGGCAGGAAACCCUUGGACGUCAACAAUGUCGUCUACUGGUUCAAAAACGCCAGAGCCGCUCAAAAGAGGGCUGAGAACAGGGGCGUCAACGGCUACAGCCCUCCUGGGCUCAGCCCCAGAGGCGCUAGCAUCGUCAGCGAGGAUUGCACGGACGAGGAAGAGGAUUCCAGGCAUCAGUCUACCUCUCCCUCGCCCUGCCCGCCCGGAAGUCCACCGGUUGGACCAUUAUCCUUGACGACCAGACCAGAGGAUCAGCAACCACCGCCAUCUACGCCAUCGUCGGUGAAGCAAGAGGACGCUAGAGUAUCCUCUGGUUCAGAGGACGAGGAGGCCAGACCGACCGGUCCUCUGCCCCCUGGAUUCUCUUUGGUACCCAGUCCGAUGUUCGGUCACGGAAUUAUGUAUAUGUCACCUUACUUGCCGCCACGCGGGCCUGCCGGUUGUUCCACCAGCAUGCUAGACGAGAGGAGGAAGAGAAACCGGACAUUCAUCGAUCCGGUGACGGAAGUGCCGAGGCUCGAGGCUUGGUUCACCAACAAUACUCACCCCAGUCACGCGCUAAUUCUGAAAUAUACAGAGGAGCUGAAUCGGAUGCCCUACCGACAGAAGUUUCCUCGAUUGGAGCCAAAAAACGUGCAAUUCUGGUUCAAGAAUCGCCGGGCCAAGUGCAAGCGCUUGAAAAUGGCGCUGUUCGAGGGCGAAUCGCCGCAACCGCAUCCGUAUCAUGCAGACUAGCUCGUUCCCUCAAGUAACGUAAAUUAGAAGCAACCAUGAAGCCAGAAUGCAUUACGACCAUGUACCGCAACACGAAUGGAGAACGAAGGAGAAGAAGUAAACAUCGUUAAUCGACCUGUUAUACCUUAAUAUCGUUGACUUGU